Messenger RNA from Ananas comosus (pineapple), 4039 nucleotides. RefSeq names its product probable pre-mRNA-splicing factor ATP-dependent RNA helicase DEAH5. Gene Ontology annotation, molecular function: ATP binding; RNA helicase activity; RNA binding. Gene Ontology annotation, cellular component: catalytic step 2 spliceosome; intracellular anatomical structure. NCBI's taxonomy places the organism in Eukaryota, Viridiplantae, Streptophyta, Magnoliopsida, Poales, Bromeliaceae. The record is from RefSeq and is a predicted model, not a curated record. Gene Ontology annotation, biological process: spliceosomal complex disassembly; mRNA splicing, via spliceosome. The transcript has 2 exons. The coding region runs from base 310 to 3882 and encodes 1190 amino acids.
UCUCUCUUUUUCGUUGAACGGCCGCACCAGCCUAAGACGCCUCAAUUUAAUUCCGCUUCGCCACUUAUCCCGACUCUUCUGGAGAGAGAGAGACCUCGUCACCCUUAUUCCGACUACCCCCUAUCCGGCGAUCUUCGCCGUCAAGAAUACGAAUUAUUCCGCUAGUUUCUGAUACCGUCUUUUUUAUUCCCGACCCAAACGGGAAGUGGUCCAUCCCAUUCUCCUCUUCCCCUCCCAACCCCCAAAACCCUAACCCUAACCCUAACCCUAAUUUUCUACCCCGGUGCAUCGGCUCCUUUGUUUCCUCCCAUGGCGGCUGCGGCGGAUGGGGCGGGCGAGGGCCUACAGAAGCUGGAGUACCUGUCGCUGGUGUCGAAGGUGUGCACGGAGCUGGAGUCGCACGUGGGGUGCGGCGACAAGGUGCUCGCCGAGUUCAUCACCGAUCUCGGCCGCGACUCCGCCACCGUCGACGAGUUCGACGCCAAGCUGAAGGCCAACGGCGCCGACAUGCCCGACUACUUCGUCCGCACUCUCCUCACCAUCAUCCACGCCAUCGUCCCCCCCAAACCCAAAUCCGAUCCCAACUCCAACGCCGCCUCCAAGAACGGCACGAAUCCCCCUUCCGCCUUCCCCGCCCUCGCCCGCCCCGACGACCUCGACCGCGCCCGCCAGCUCCGCCUCGAGAUUGAGCGCGACGCCGAGCGCAAGUCCCACGCUGAAGCGCGCUCCCGCCACGACGACGACGCUGAGUACGACAAUGAUUAUCGUCGCCGGGACCGGCACCGUGGUCGAGAUCGUGACCAUGACAGUGAUCGGCGGCGGGAUCACAGCGAACGGGAUAGGGAUAGGGAUAGAGAUAGAGAUAGGGACAGGAACAGGGAUAGAGAUAGAGAUAGGGACAGGGGCAGGAGCCAUAGAAGGGAUAGUAGGUAUGAGGAGGAGCAAGAUGAGGAUGAUAGGAGCGGUAGAAACCCUAAUUUUAACAGUAGCCAAAGGAUCUCGGAUGAGCCGGAGCUUUACAAGGUGUACAGGGGCCGGGUCUCGCGUGUGAUGGACACGGGAUGUUUUGUUCAGCUCAGUGAUUUCCGCGGGAAGGAGGGACUCGUGCACAUCUCGCAGAUUGCAAGCCGCCGUGUUGCGAAUGCCAAGGAUGCGGUCAAGCGCGACCAGGAGGUGUAUGUGAAGUUGAUCUCAAUGUCGGGGCAGAAGCUUAGCCUUUCGAUGAGGGAUGUGGAUCAGAAGACUGGAAAGGAUUUGUUACCCAUGAGGAAGAGCGGCGAGGAUGAGGCUCUGAGAGCUAAUCCAUCGAGCGGGAGCAAUGGGCCAACAACAAGAAAGGGCCUUUCAGGCAUUACGAUCGUGGAGGAGAAUGAGGGCGGUGGCUCAUCAAGGAGACCUCUUAAGAGGAUGAGUUCACCGGAGAAGUGGGAGGCCAAACAACUUAUUGCUUCGGGAGUGCUCGAUAUAAGAGACUUCCCAAUGUUUGAUGAAGACGGGGAUGGAAUGUUGUAUCAAGAGGAGGGGGCGGAGGAGGAGCUCGAGAUCGAACUCAAUGAGGACGAGCCCGCAUUCUUGCAGGGGCAGAGCCGGUUUUCGAUUGAUAUGUCUCCAGUUAAGAUUUUCAAGAACCCCGAAGGAUCUUUAAGCAGGGCGGCAGCACUACAAUCAGCUCUUAUUAAGGAGAGGAGGGAGGUGAGAGAGCAGCAGCAGAGGACGAUGCUGGAUUCUAUCCCUAAGGAUCUCAAUCGGCCGUGGGAAGAUCCAAUGCCUGAGACUGGUGAGAGGCAUCUAGCUCAGGAACUGAGGGGUGUGGGGUUAUCAGCCUACGACAUGCCCGAGUGGAAGAAAGAUGCAUAUGGAAAGGCCUUAACUUUCGGGCAGAGGUCGAAACUAUCAAUUCAAGAGCAAAGGCAGAGCCUUCCUAUAUACAAGUUGAAGAAAGAGCUGAUUCAAGCCGUGCAUGAUAAUCAGGUUUUGGUCGUUAUUGGUGAGACGGGUUCAGGAAAGACAACGCAGGUGACUCAGUAUUUGGCUGAAGCUGGCUAUACAACGAGGGGUAAAAUUGGAUGUACUCAGCCUCGUAGAGUGGCAGCAAUGUCAGUGGCCAAGAGAGUGGCAGAGGAAUUUGGAUGUAGAUUAGGAGAGGAAGUCGGUUAUGCCAUUCGGUUUGAGGAUUGCACUGGGCCGGAGACGGUGAUUAAGUAUAUGACAGAUGGUAUGCUACUUCGGGAGAUUUUGGUCGAUGAGAGCCUUUCACAGUACUCUGUUAUUAUGUUAGAUGAAGCCCAUGAGAGGACCAUUCAUACUGAUGUUCUCUUUGGCUUGUUGAAACAGCUGGUCAAGCGCAGGCCGGACCUUAGGUUGAUAGUCACUUCAGCCACACUUGAUGCAGAGAAGUUCUCUGGCUACUUCUUUAACUGCAAUAUAUUUACAAUUCCUGGGAGAACGUUUCCCGUAGAAAUACUCUACACGAAGCAGCCGGAAACUGACUACUUGGAUGCAGCUUUGAUUACCGUUCUGCAGAUUCACUUGACAGAGCCUGAAGGUGAUAUCCUUCUCUUCUUGACCGGCCAAGAAGAGAUUGACCAUGCGUGCCAGUGCCUUUAUGAGAGAAUGAAAGGGUUAGGUAAGAAUGUCCCGGAAUUGAUUAUUUUGCCUGUUUAUAGUGCUCUUCCUAGUGAAAUGCAGUCGAGGAUCUUUGAACCGGCUCCUCCUGGGAAGAGGAAAGUGGUUGUGGCUACUAAUAUAGCCGAGGCAUCUUUGACUAUUGAUGGGAUAUAUUAUGUUGUCGAUCCUGGCUUUGCAAAGAUGAAUGUGUAUAAUCCAAAACAAGGGCUCGAUUCCUUGGUUAUUACUCCCAUCUCACAAGCAUCGGCCAAGCAGCGAGCUGGGCGUGCUGGGAGAACUGGUCCAGGGAAGUGUUACCGUUUGUACACGGAGAGCGCCUACCGUAAUGAAAUGGCACCCACUACUAUUCCAGAAAUCCAAAGGAUUAACCUAGGAAUGACAACACUGAAUAUGAAGGCUAUGGGAAUAAAUGACCUUUUGUCAUUCGACUUUAUGGAUCCCCCAUCACCGCAGGCACUUAUCUCUGCUAUGGAGCAGCUGUACAGUCUUGGAGCUUUGGAUGAAGAGGGGCUUCUGACUAAAUUGGGUAGAAAAAUGGCUGAAUUUCCACUAGAGCCACCCUUGUCGAAGAUGCUACUUGCUAGCGUGGACCUUGGUUGCAGUGAUGAGAUUCUGACAAUUAUUGCAAUGAUUCAGACUGGAAAUAUCUUCUAUAGGCCAAGAGAGAAACAAGCACAGGCAGAUCAAAAAAGAGCAAAGUUCUUUCAGCCAGAAGGCGACCACCUAACGUUACUAGCUGUUUAUGAGGCCUGGAAGGCCAAAAAUUUCUCAGGGCCAUGGUGUUUUGAGAACUUUGUGCAGUCACGUUCACUUAGGAGGGCGCAGGACGUGAGAAAGCAGCUCCUUACUAUCAUGGACAGGUAUAAACUGGAUGUCGUCUCUGCUGGCAAAAACUUCACGAAAAUCCGGAAGGCGAUUACUGCAGGUUUCUUCUUCCACGCGGCUCGCAAGGACCCCCAGGAGGGUUACAGGACAUUAGUGGAGAACCAGCCCGUAUACAUUCAUCCGAGCAGUGCCCUGUUCCAGAGACAACCGGACUGGGUCAUAUAUCACGAGCUCGUGAUGACGACGAAGGAGUACAUGAGGGAGGUGACCGUGAUCGACCCGAAAUGGUUGGUCGAGUUGGCCCCAAGAUUCUACAAAUCUGCCGAUCCGACGAAGAUGAGCAAGCGGAAGCGGCAAGAGCGCAUAGAGCCCCUGUACGACAGAUAUCACGAACCUAACUCGUGGCGGUUGAGCAAGCGCCGCGCCUAACUGGUGUAUCUGUAUCAAUUUUGUGUGUUUUCUUUCUUCUUAUGUACUCUUCGUUCAGUGCUUGUAUUGUUCCAGUAUCUAUUCAUCAACUAAGCAGUAAGUUUUCGAUCAAUGUAGAUAUGUUCGAGGCUAACAUCUUUUUAUGUGAUGAACUGAA